Messenger RNA from Medioppia subpectinata, 6325 nucleotides. The record is from the annotation of a GenBank genome assembly. NCBI's taxonomy places the organism in Eukaryota, Metazoa, Arthropoda, Arachnida, Sarcoptiformes, Oppiidae.
GGAGGGCUCGAGACUCGAGUCGAUGCCAAACACCAAUCAUUUCGUCACUACUUUUAAUGCAUUGAAAGCACGAAAGCAUACAUUCAGUCAAUUCUUCACUCGUUUUUCAAACAAAACAUUUUUUAGUCAUUUUUUAAGUAAACAUUUUUUUGUAUGAUUUAAGUGACAAACGAUUGGAUCAAUUGGUUGAUCGCGAAGAGUGAGAGAUGAGUGUCCCUCACAGUCACGGCAGAAGACAUCACAUCAGAGGCAAUGAGACCGUCGAGACCAAAGACUUCAUCGCCAGACCCUAUCAGGUCGAGUUGUAUGAGGUCUGUAAGGCUCGCAAUACAGUUGUCUGUCUGAAUACCGGCGGCGGAAAGACAUUCAUAGCAGUGAUGCUUAUCAGACAUCUGUCGCCUCAAUGUCUGGUCGAUGGGAAGCGUACCUUCUUUUUGGUGCCAUUGAUUCCUCUGGUGUCACAACAGGCGGCUGUCAUCGAGACUCACACAGACCUAAGAGUCGGUCAAUACUGUGGCUCCACUUUCGACAGCUGGGAUCAAGAGAUGUGGGCACAAGAGUUAGACAAAUACGACGUGUUUGUAAUGAUUGAUGAGAUAUUUCGACGAAUCCUUGGCCAGGGAUUCAUCGCGUUGUCUAAAAUCAAUCUUCUGGUGUUGGAUGAGGUGCAUCGGGCCGUCAAAAACCAUUCGUACCGCGAGAUUCUUCGCAUGUUUGACACGUGUCCGCUCGACAAACAGCCCCGCAUUCUGGGUCUGUCGGCCAGUCUUAUAACGAAGAAUGCGUCGCCCAAUGAGAUCACAGCACUUAUCCGAAAGCUGGAGGAAACCACUCGAAGCACAUGCGAAACGGCAUCAGAUCUCCGGACUGUCAACAAAUACGGCGCCAAACCUAUCGAACAGAUCAUCGAUUACUCGACAUUCAAUAUGUAUGUCUCGAAGAACAUCCAACUCCUUAAGUUCAUCGCCGAUUCGUGCAUUAAUUUCCUCGAAGACAUCGAUUACGACUCACUGUUGCUCCAGAAGAACGCCAUUAAUGUGAAGACAUUAUGCAAAUCAAUAAAAGACACGCUCUUUGUGUUGGCAACGAUGGGUGUCUGGUGUGCGCAACAGGUCUCCCGUCUAUACAUCCGAGAGCUGUGCGACACCGUUGAGAUGUAUCGCUCCACUAAAUCCCAUUACACGGCCUUCUUGUCAGCGGUUCUCACGGCUCUUAACGUAAUUGACGUACAAUUAAGUGAUUUGUUGAGAGGUUUGGACGCAAAGCAGAAACUUUUGAAAUACUCUUCACCCAAACUUCUAGUAUUAGCCGAUUUGCUCAACACUUAUAACAAACCCAAUAAUGUCUCAAAUCUUUGCGGAAUAGUCUUUGCCGAAAGACGAUCUGUAGCUCGAGUUCUAUGUCUUUGGUUACAAGAAUUGGCUAAAGUAGAGGCCAAUGACUUCUCGCACUUGAAAGUAGACUUUGUUUUAGGCCACGGCGGGAGCGCUGGCGUUGGCAGCAGUUCUAUCUCUUACAUGAGUACCAAAAAACAAGAGGAAUCGCUGAAGAAGUUUCGUUCGCACGAUUGCAAUGUAUUGGUGGCCACUUCGGUGCUCGAGGAGGGACUAGACGUUCCGCGUUGUAAUCUUGUUGUCCGAUACGAUCCGCCAAAAACCUUCAGAGAAUACAUCCAAAGCAAAGGCAGAGCUCGGGCUGAGAGCGCAAAAUAUGUCAUAUUUGUCGAAAAGAAUGAGUUAUUCGAUAAAAUUAACGACAAUUUGCAUAAAUAUAAAGAAACGGAGAAAAUUCUCAACGAUUGCUGUCAUAACCGAUCCGUUCCGACUGAAGCGGAAAUUGACGAGAGCUUUGACGACCAACUGCUGGAACCAUAUAUGCCUAAGAGUGAAGAGGGAUCGGCACGAGUGACUCUCAACUCAGCCAUCGCUAUAAUCAACAGAUAUUGUUUGAAACUUCCGUCCGAUUCGUUUACUAAACUCACGCCUCAAUACAGAAUCGAAGAACUAAGUAAUGGCCGAUUCAUCUGUCGAUUACGCCUUCCGAUCAACUCUCAAAUAAGACACGAAAUAAGAAGUGUUGCGAUGCCUAACAAGAGGACAGCGAAGAAAGCGGCCGCUCUUAAUGCCUGCGAAAUAUUGCACAAAAAACGAGAGCUCGACGACAACUUCCUUCCGAUGGGAAAAGAAGCCAUUGAUUUCAUUAAAGAGUUGGGACUCGAGCCCGACGGAGACGUCGAACGGGUAGAGAGGGGUCCGCGUCCGGGAACCACCAAAAGGAGACAAUACUAUACCAAAUUAGUUGCAGACGUCCUUAAGAAUAGGCCAUUUGAUGAGAACGUGAAGUGUUUUCUCUACGAGUUCUCAAUGAAGUUGACUCAAGCCAUACCCGAAGAACAGAACACUAGAGGCCGAAAGAUUACCGAUCCGUCCGAUACGACCCGUAAUUUUGGAAUUCUGACCACAAAUAGAGUUCCUUUAAUCUGCGAUUUCCCGGUGUUUACGCGUUCGGGUGAAGUGACCGUUAAGUUGGUGUCCAUUCGGGACGACCUGUACUUAACGCCUCAGCAAAUCGAAGAACUCUCAGUCUUUCAUAAGUUUGUGUUCUCCGAUGUCCUCCGACUUAUCAAAUAUCCACAACUGUUUAACACUGAAAAAGCGGUUUCCAAUCACUUUGUGGUUCCCGUUAAUGUUUGCGACAAUACUGGCAAUAAAGAUAUCGAUUGGGAUUUUGUGUCUCUAAUCAAACGGCAUAAAGACUUUCCGCCCGAAUCUCUCACAACCGAAGAGCGAAAGAAUUUUGUAUUUGACGGAAACAAAUACAACGACGCGGUUGUCAUUCCCUGGUAUCGCAAAGAUAAGCCUCAGUUCUUCUUCUAUGUGGCGGAGAUCUGUCAUAACUUGAGUCCCGAGAGUCCCUUUCCCGACGACGGCUACGAGACGUUUGAAAAGUAUUAUUCAGGAAAAUAUAACAUCGAAAUUAUGAACAAAAGCCAACCAUUACUAGACGUGGACCACACGUCCGCUCGACUUAACCUUUUGACGCCACGUUAUGUCAAUAGAAGAGGCGUUUCAUUGCCGUCGAGUACUGAUAAAACCAAGAAAGAGAAGCGCGAAAAUUUGCAACAAAAGCAGAUAUUAGUGCCCGAACUCUGUAUUGUUCAUCCAUUUCCGGCUUCUUUAUGGAGGAAAGCCGUAUGUCUUCCGUGCCUUCUCUUCAGAUUGAAUGCACUUCUGGUCGCCGAACAGUUGAGAACAAAGAUAGCCAAAGAGACUGAUGUCGGCGUUAUUGAACCGCCGGCUGACCAGCCCUGGCCUCCGCUUGAUUUCGGGUGGACUGAUGUCGGCUCUCCCGAUGAACAGAUGGCUGACAACGAUUGCAAACAAAUAGUUUUAUCUAAUGAACCGAAUGAACCAAAAGAGCCGCUUCAAGAAGUUUGGGAUUUUGAUGAGAGUAUGACUGUUGAGAAUAGCGCCCCUUUGCUUGUCGGCGGUGGUCAGGACAUCGGCGAAGAACUAGUUAUUGACACAUUUGAUCCAAACAAUUAUGUCAUUUCUGAUGAUUUUGACGACGACUAUGACGAAGAGUUUUUGGCCGAAGAAAUGGAGAUGUUUUCCAAUAUUCCUAUUAACAUAAUCGGUGGACCAAAUGGAAUGAGUUCUGUCGUGAUUACAGGCAAUCUGGGACUCGACGAUAUGUAUAAUCCAAGACAAAAUGGCGCUCAACUACGGGAGAUAGCGGAUAACGAUUCGGCUCCAGUGGAUGACCACUCUAUAGUACGCGUGGGUUCUCCGAGUUUGUUCAACGUUACGCAUCCUAUGGCUAGUGAUGGCCGCGAGUGGAUUAUUGACGAACCGUCGACUGUCUUUCCAAUCGGCUUUACUGUUCCCGAACUUGAAGUUAUCUCGAUAUCUGAUGGCCUCAAUAUCGUGGGUCUGACCAAAGAUUUGGCUAACUUUCCGGUAGAAGAUUACGAUAGCGUUGACGGCUCUUCAGAAAUGGAUGACAACUAUAGCGACGAUGAAGAGGAUUACGACAGAGAAGAGCCUUCCAAUAGCGGCAAAGUUGCCGCAAAUGUGACCGCUUUUACCAAAAGUGGUAAGAAUAAAGUGGCAGAUAUUUUGGGAUAUGAGUUGUUUGUCGACUCAGCUGUGGCUUCAGAACAAAAUACAGAUCAAAACGAAGUGAUUAUCAAUAAAUUAUAUAAACAUAUCCGCACUGAAGAAACACCCGAAGAGAAUACCAGCGAAAGUCAAGAGGAGUUGAAAUUAUCAGACAAUUUAAAAACAGGUCAGAGCUGUGAACAGAAGUCAGAACUCUUUGAACUCUUGAGUUCGUAUUUAAAUGAUGAAAACGAGAAAACAUUGGAUGAAUUGGAUUGUGAUUAUUCUGAUGAAGAGAAUGAAGAAAAUGAUGACUUAGAAUCCGAUCAACAAUUGAUUCCAACUUCUGAAAGAGAUUUGUUGUCUAUUGACAAGAGUACGGAUAGAGAGACGAAAACUUUGGACACUCUUUGUUUUGGAGAUCUGUUACCCGAUCGCGAAAUGAAUGAGCGCUCAAAACAGCCGUUUAUAGAGAAUUUUGAUCCAUUGAAGUCUGACGUGACUAAAGUGGGUCCGAGUCCUUCAAUGAUAUUACAGGCGCUGACAAUGUCUAAUGCGAGCGAUGGUAUAAAUCUGGAGCGCUUGGAAACGGUUGGCGACAGUUUCUUAAAAUACGCUGUGACGGCAUUCCUGUAUUGCGUGUGUCCGUCCAUACAUGAGGGCCGACUCUCAUAUUUACGGAGCCGUCAAAUAAGUAAUUUAAAUCUCUAUCGAUUGGGAACGAAGAUAGACGUCGGGCAGUUCAUGAAUGCCACCAAAUUUGAGCCCAACGACAACUGGUGUGCCCCGUGUUAUGCGAUUCCCGAAGGAUUGGAAAAGGCAUUGAUUGAGUCCAAUACGGAUAAUGAGUCGACGGUGUAUGACAUCGGAAAACUCGAAGGACUCAACACUUUGAAUGAGCAACAGAUUAGAGAUAAAUUGCUUUCAACUAAAGGACACAAUUCAGAGCCUAAGAAACGAAUCUGCACUCAAAGCUCGCUUAGUAUUCCAUACAAUCUGUUAACUCAACACUCGAUUCCUGACAAAAGUAUUGCCGAUUGUGUGGAGGCAUUGAUCGGCGCGUAUCUCAUAUCGAGCGGUCCGAGAGGUGCCCUUCUAUUCAUGAAAUGGUUAGAUCUUAAAGUGAUGCCCAAACAUGAUGUCAAUAAUGACGAUUCCGAUGAUCCGAUCUGGCAUUGGUUGCCAACACCUAAAUCACCACUUCUUACAGCUUUUGACGACAACUUUACUGAAGAGGAAAACCAGAUGAGAGCUGAAAAACAACUCAAUGAACUAUAUUUGGGCCAUAAAUUGGAUGAAUUUGAGCGCAAAAUUGGCUAUGAAUUCAGAGAUAAGGCAUAUUUAGUUCAGGCAUUUACUCAUAAUUCGUAUUAUGAAAACCAAGUGACGGAUUGCUAUCAAAGACUGGAAUUCUUGGGCGACGCUGUCCUCGACUAUUUGAUUACUAGAUAUUUAUACGAAGACCCUGAGGGUCACUCUCCGGGAACACUGACAGACCUUCGCUCAGCUCUAGUCAACAACACAUUCUUUGCCUCUCUUUCUGUUAAAUACAAAUUUUACAAACACUUGAAAAUGCUUUCAUUUGAUUUGUUCCGAGUAGUGAUGGCUUUUGUCAAUAAGUUUGAUCACAACAGUCACACAAACAACGAUUUCAAUCUCUUCAUCGCUGAGGGAGAGUCGGAAAACGCUGAGGACAUAGAAGUGCCCAAAGCGUUGGGAGAUAUCUUUGAAUCGGUCGCCGGUGCCAUAUUCCUCGACAGUGGCAUGUCUUUGAAUGCCGUUUGGAAAGUGUACUACAGAAUGAUGAAACCAGAAAUCGUUUACUUCAGUUCACACGUUCCUAAGUCUCCGAUCCGAGAGCUUCUGGAAAUGGAGCCGCAAAACGCCAAAUUCGGAAAACCUGAUCUGAUUUCUGGUCGAAAAAUUCGUGUUUGUGUGGAAGUGUUUGACUUCGGAAAGUUCUAUGGCAUCGGACGCAACAAACGGAUUGCCAAAUGCACGGCCGCUAAGAGAGCCCUCCGCGCCCUUAAAGCCAGACGCAGAGAGUGAAUACAUUUCUAUUCAUAAAAGUAUCUGUGAUUUCGAUUUUUAUCACAAAAAAUUGAUUUUAAUUUUUCAAGUCAUUGUUUUUACAUUUAAAAAUGAAUAUAUAAUUGAUUACAACUUCCGAUUGAUUGAUGGAUUUGUCUUGUAAUUCAAUUAUAUUAAGUUACAUAAAAGCCAAU